AUGUAUCUUCAUCAAUACGACUACAUCUUUGCUAUCGGCACGCUCUUUGCGAUGCUCGAUGCCUACAACAACGGUGCAAACGAUGUGGCCAAUUCCUGGGCAACUAGUGUUUCCUCCCGCUCCAUUUCAUACAGACAGGCCAUGAUCCUCGGUACAAUCUUUGAGUUUCUUGGUGCUGUUUGUGUUGGAUCCCGAACCGCCGAUACCAUCAAGAACGGAAUCAUCCCUCUCACGGCAUUCCAGAACAAUGCAGGUGUUCAGAUGAUGGCGUUUACCUGUGCUCUUGCUGCCGCCUCUUCCUGGGUUAUGUGGUGCACUCGACACUCUGCUCAUGUUUCAUCUACCUACUCCCUCAUCUCAGCUGUUGCUGGUGUUGGUGUUGCAACUGUCGGUGCCUCAGAAGUUCAGUGGGGUUGGAACAAGGGUAAGGGUCUGGGUGCUAUCUUUGCAGGCCUGGGAAUGGCCCCGAUUAUCUCGGGUUGCUUUGCCGCAAUUAUCUUCAUGUUGAUCAAGGUUAUUGUUCAUAUGCGCCGCAACCCAGUUCCAUGGGCUGUUUACAGUGCUCCCCUUUGGUUCCUCGUUGCUGCCACUAUCUGCACUUUGUCUAUCGUCUACAAAGGUUCUCCCAGUCUGGGCUUGACCUCAAAGCCUGCCUGGUACAUUGCUUCCGUUACUAUGGGAUGUGGUGUUGGUGUCUGCAUUCUUUCGGCCAUUUUCUUUGUUCCAUUUGUUCACGCCAGAGUGAUCAAGAAGGACCACUCAGUGAAAUGGUGGAUGUUCAUCAUGGGUCCUGCGCUUCUCAAUCGUCCCACCCCUACAGAUGGUGAGGUGGCCAAGGUCCCCAACUACGCCGUCGUGCAGGAUGACUAUGAGGACAAGACCGAGACCCAUGAGCAUGGCUCAGUCGAUGGCAACACUCAGACAUCCUCAGUCGAUGAUGGCGAGAAGAAUGCUGUUGCAGUGGAAACCAACCAGCUCAGCUACAAGGACAUUAUGACUCAGUCUGAGGAGAAGCACCGUAACAAACUUCUGAAGGGUCGUGGACCUCUUGGUUGGGCGAUGCGCUUCCUUCGCGACAACCCCAUGGGCCCUGGAGAGAUCUACGAGCUCCGCAAUGUGUUGAUUCUUCUCAAGCGUAUUCCUGCUAUUAUCACCUGUGGUCUUCUGUACGGUGCCCAUUAUGAUAUUCACACUGCUCAGACUGGUGUUGCCGGCACACCCGAGGGCAAGCGCAUGAAGCGUGUCUACGAUGCCGCUGAGAAGUAUCCCAACGAAGUCGAACACACCUACUCCUUUAUUCAGGUCUUGACUGCCUGCACUGCUUCCUUUGCUCACGGUGCCAACGACAUUGGAAACUCCGUUGGUCCCUGGGCAGCUAUCUACGCCGCCUGGUCCACUGGUGAUGCUGCCGCGGCCAAGUCUCCUGUCCCCGUCUGGCAACUUGCCGUCCUGGCUCUGUGUAUCUCCAUUGGCCUGAUCACCUAUGGAUACAACAUCAUGAAAGUCAUGGGUAACAAGAUUACCUACCACUCUCCUAGCCGUGGUUCCUCCAUGGAGAUGGGCGCUGCUAUCACCGUUCUGGUUUUCUCGCAAUACUCCCUUCCCGUCUCAACUUCGAUGUGUAUUACCGGUGCAACUGUUGGUGUGGGUCUUUGCAACGGAACUCUCAAGGCAGUCAACUUCCAGCGAGUUGGUCUGCUUCUGCUUGCUUGGAUCAUGACCAUCCCAAUUGCUGGUACCAUUGGAGGAUGUCUCAUGGGUAUUGUCCUUAAUGCGCCUCACUUUUAG
This is a messenger RNA of Penicillium malachiteum, 1788 nucleotides long. RefSeq names its product inorganic phosphate transporter. The transcript has 3 exons. Gene Ontology annotation, cellular component: membrane. Bases 1 to 1788 code for a protein of 595 amino acids. The record is from RefSeq and is a predicted model, not a curated record. NCBI's taxonomy places the organism in Eukaryota, Fungi, Ascomycota, Eurotiomycetes, Eurotiales, Aspergillaceae. Gene Ontology annotation, biological process: phosphate ion transmembrane transport.